Brettanomyces nanus is the source of this 1908-nucleotide messenger RNA. RefSeq lists its product as uncharacterized. The transcript has 2 exons. Bases 1 to 1908 code for a protein of 635 amino acids. NCBI's taxonomy places the organism in Eukaryota, Fungi, Ascomycota, Pichiomycetes, Pichiales, Pichiaceae. The record is from RefSeq and is a predicted model, not a curated record.
AUGUUUUCAGCUUUAUUCCUCAGUAUUUUCCUUUUAUUUCAGGAAACGUUGGUUUUGGGUAUUCCAACAAGUGUACAAACCACUGUUACUGCUCAAAUUAAGCCUGGUGUUGGCUGCAGUUAUGGCGAUGACGUUGCUUCUGAAUCCGGUUUCAAUGCAAAAUUCUAUUCCUAUCCUCACUCGAACACUGCUAUCUGGGGAGAUAGUUCAGAUUUUGACACAAGCUGGUUAAUGUCAAGCUACCAAGAAUUUGGUUUUAUUACCGAAGUGAGCCAUGUUACCGAGCCUCAAUUCCAAACAACUCCCCUUGAUACAACUACCGCUGAACUUUAUGGUGCCGAAAUUACAGUAUCCAAUAUGACUAUUGAACUUAGCGGUUACUUUUAUGCACGGGAAACAGGAUUAUUCAUAUUUCAACUUCAAGCAAUUGAUGAUGCUGUUCUUGUCUGGUUUGGUAACGGAGUUUCUUGCUGCAAUUCAUCAGAAACAGAUGACACCGAACCUACUAUUGGUGCUUAUUGGGAGCGUAACUCAGACGUCAAUGGAGCGGGUGUUGCGUAUGUCUAUAUGGAGGAAGGAUCUUAUUAUCCAAUAAGACUGCUUUAUAAUAAUUGGGAUGGUGCCGCUUCUUUGCUUUUCAACGUGCUUACACCUACAAACGUAGUUAUCGAGGAUUUCUCGGAGUACGUCUAUCAGUUUAUCAGUAUCGGAGGAGAAUGCUCGUCUUCUACUGCUUCCUUCCCUUUUAGUACAAUCACACAAACUACUGGAUGCACUUCAGACACAUAUGCUUUGGAAACCAUCACUACUGAUACAGCAGGUAGUACGGUGACAAGUACUGUCGUUAUUGUUGAUGAGCCUGAUGCACCAUCCAUCUGCGAAACGGGCUCCACUGAUUCUACUACCGACUCUACUGAAUCAACCGAUUCUAAUACAGAAUCAACUGAGUCAACUGAUUCUACUGAGUCCACGGAUUCUAGUACCGACUCUACCAAUACUACCACCAAUUCUACUGAGUCAACUGAUUCUACUGAGUCCACGGAUUCUAGUACCGACUCUAGUACCGACUCCACAGAUACUACUACCGACUCUACUGAGUCCACCGACUCCACUGAGUCUACAGAUUCUAGUACCGACACAACCGAGUCCACUGAAUCAACCGAUUCUAGUACAGAAUCAACUGAGUCAACUGAUUCUACUGAGUCCACGGAUUCUAGUACCGACUCUAGUGAGUCUACAGAUUCUAGUACCGACUCAACCGAGUCAACCAAUUCUAGUAUUGAAUCAACGGAUUCUGCUACUGACUCUAGUACCGAGUCCACGGAUACUACUACCGAGUCUACUGAGUCAACGGAUUCUAGUACCGACUCUACCAAUACUACCACCGAUUCUACUGAGUCAACUGAUUCUAGUACUGAGUCAACCGAUUCUAGUGCCGACUCCACCGAUACUACUACCGACUCUACCGGGUCAACCGAAUCCACUGAGUCAACUGACUCUAGUACUGACUCCACAGAUACUACUACCGACUCCACCGAGUCAACGGAUUCUAGUACUGAAUCAACGGAUUCUGCUACUGACUCUAGUACCGACUCCAUAGAUACUGCUACCGACUCCACAGAUUCUAGUACUGAGUCGACUGAAUCCAGCAUCGAUCCUGAAACUGAAUAUACUGAUUCUAGUACAAACCCUAGUACGGACCCUAGUACCGAGUCCAUUGCUUCUAGUUCAAACACCGCUAAUCCUAGUGCUGAUUCUAGUACUGAGUCCACUGAUUCUAGUUUGAACUCCGUUGAUUCUAGUACAGACUCUAGUGCUGAGUCCACCAAUUCUAGAACAGAUCUCACAGAAAAAACUAAGGAGACGAAAACGGAUAUCCUUACAACAGAAGUUACUAUAACUAAUUAG